This is a messenger RNA of Tuber melanosporum (Perigord truffle), 1107 nucleotides long. RefSeq lists its product as uncharacterized. Bases 1 to 1107 code for a protein of 368 amino acids. The transcript has a single exon. Gene Ontology annotation, cellular component: kinetochore. Gene Ontology annotation, molecular function: nucleic acid binding. The record is from RefSeq and is a predicted model, not a curated record. Lineage: Eukaryota; Fungi; Ascomycota; Pezizomycetes; Pezizales; Tuberaceae.
AUGUCUCUAAAGCGCAGUGCACCAUUAGACCUCUCACCCUCCUCCCCCGCAAGCCCACCCCCACCAAAGCGCCAGCACCACAAACCCGCCCCACUCUCCUCCCCCCACAACCCACUACAACAGCCCCCCUCCAAGCUCCUACCCUCAGCACCCACUCCCGAAGAGGACGACUACAUGAACAUGACAAUCCCAGACCCAACCCCGACUGGACCAGAGUCCUACACAGAGCGUCUAAAGCGCAAGCAACGCGCCGCCGAACUCGCACAGCCAAAGUCCAAAGCCGAACUCGCGCGUAUCGGGGGGCGGAGUCGUGACGAAGCGCUCACCAAAAGUCUCCUCUGGCACGAGAGCGCCGGUGCGAACAAGGGGUUGAAAAUGAUGAAGAAGAUGGGCUUCACCCCCGGUAGUGGGCUCGGUAGGAAGGAGUGGGAAAAUGGUGGGGACGGGGCGAGGUUGGAACCUAUAGGUGUUAGCAUGAAGUCAGAUCGUGCAGGGAUCGGGUUAGAGAAGGCUACUGGCGAAAAGAUGAAGGAUGUCGCGGCCGGUAUUGGUGUUGAGCAAUUGAAUCCCGAGGAGUACAGAGAGCGAGUCAGGAUUCAAGCUAGGGAGGCAAGAAUGGAGGCCCAAUUUUUCAGCGCUCAGAAGGUUUGCGAGAAGUUUGAGGAUACUGAGGAUAAUCUCGGGGGUAAUGCGCAGCGGAGUGUACCCUUGAAAAGCAUCAACGUAUUCUGGCGCGGCCUGGUUAAAGCUCGUGAGGAGAGGGAGCGCGGAAGGAAGAUGAAACACGAGAUGUUGCAGAGUCUGGAUUUGCCUAGGUUACCUGGAUAUGAUAGGAACCAUGAGCUGGAUCAUGAAGACAAAGUCGCGCUUGGGAUUGCGCCCGGUAGGAUUCGCAAUUUUGGAAUGAUGGUGGAGGAUGGAGCUGAAUAUGAGACUGACGAAGAUGAGGAGUUGGCGGAGUUCGAGGCCUUGGAGGUUGGAGAGAGAUUGAAGCGGAUUGUGGCGCAUUUGAGAAGCAAGCACAAUUACUGCUUUUGGUGCAAGUACCAGUAUCCUGAUGGGGAGAUGGAGGGGUGUCCAGGGCUCGGGGAGGAUCUGCACGGCUAA